Symbiodinium natans is the source of this 4077-nucleotide messenger RNA. The record is from the annotation of a GenBank genome assembly. NCBI's taxonomy places the organism in Eukaryota, Dinophyceae, Suessiales, Symbiodiniaceae.
AUGCGGGCGUUGCUCGCAGAUGUCGAGCUCGAGCCGCAGUUCCAACAGCUACAGCUACAGCUGCAUCUUCCGUCAAUGAAAAUAAGUUCCAAAGAGAUUGUGGGCACUGCACGACACCUGGCCCUGUCAGACGUGUUGCAAAGCACUGACUGGAUGGCAGGCGAUGAGCUCGCCGACAUUCGGAAUGCACUGCGCCUGCUGACGAGAGGCUUUACAGAUGCCAUGGUGAAGCGGGGAGGUUUGCCCAUCUACCAACUGCCUCUUCCCAAGGCUGAUCUGGAGGAGACGCUGCCUUCGGAGUACCACGUGGCAGCUGUGGACUGUUCCGUGCUGCCGCACCUGCCACUGCAUCUUCAAGCGUCACUGGGAAAGCCACCCCUGUGUGAGAGCACCAACUUGAAGGAUCUGCACUUGCGCAACCUCCGCUUUUUCAUAGAACAGACGCAGUUCAACAUCCGGCAUCAGAAGGACUUGAAGACACGAGGCGGCUACAUCGCAGCAGGCGACAUGGAGCGUAUCAUCAACUACAUGGAUGAGGAGCACUUUGCUGCCGGCCGGGAUCUCGCAGAGGCUCGGGCGCUGCCAGACGACUCGGCCCUGCGGCCCUCGAAUGCAGAGGGUUUCCGCUGCGCGGAGGAGUGCCACCUCCAGUCCGACCGCUGUCGUGCCCUUCGGGCCACCUUGGAGGCGGUGCAAAGGGGGACAUACUUGUGGUGCAAUUGCCUGGCGAAGAGAAGCGAGACCUCCGUGUUGAAUGUGCUGCUCCGGCUACGCGAUGCCGAGUACCAAAGAGCAGUGGAAGGCAACAGCGCUUUGAAGGUGACGGUGCUGUCAACGAUGGCAGCUCCCGCCUGGCGACUGGUCUCAUCCGGGGAUGCAUUCCUCAGCCUCUUUGGUGCUUCGCGGGAAGUGAAGGUCUCCGUGGACGGCAAGGAUGGUCAGACCCUGCGUGUGACUUGUGCUCGUGUUGACCGUCCAGACCGACCUCUCUUGAUCCAGCGUGCGCACAAAGGAGACAGGGACAGGGACGAGGCAUUCCAGGAAGUUGAUGAGACUCCUCUGCGGAAGGCGGCAAUCUGCGCCUACUGCAAGUCACUGGCCGAAUCAAACUGCUGGCACCGUUUGAUGCUGGACCUGUCCUUCGAAGAUGCCAGCUGCCAGCGAACUCACACAGAUUGGGAGCGCGCGCUGCUCUUGCAGGCGCUGUACCUCGACGAACGCCUCGAUCAGGUGGCGUUGCUCCUGGAGCUGCGUGGCCACCUGGCCUACUUAAGGGGAUUGCAGGAUUACCACAGGCAGCGCCCCCGAGUGGCUGGAGGAAGCUAUGGCCAGCAGAAUGCCGACCUGCAUUUGGCAAGAGGAGAGCAGAGGCUUCUAUCUGUUUGGGAUGCGGAUGGAUCUGGCAAGUUGUCUUUGCAGUCUUUGCAGAUCUUCGCCCGGCUGGUGCUGGAAGAAGACUUCGAAAGCUAUCCCUGCGCCUACACUGCUCCGACGCACAAUGACUUGGCCUUUCGCAUCACCCGCAGCUCAGACAUCACGGGGUCGUUGCAUCAGCACUUGCUUGCAGUGGUCAAAACUCUGGCGUUUCACGGUGCUUCGGGUCUCUCUGUUGACACGAGGCCAAAGCCGCUGCAGGCCAAGGUGACUACGAAGCUGUUCCCGUACCAGAAAGAAGCAGCAGAGCGCCUGCUGCAGAGCCGCCACAAUGGAUCGACCGGAUCCCUCGACGCCUCAAGCUUGGGUGCUGGCAAAACAUUGGUGGCCGUGAGCUCCUUGGCAGCCACUUGCAAUAUUCCAGCUUGUAGCCUCUCGGAGUUCUGCUCUGUGUUAGCAAUGCGGCUAGGCUUCUGCAUGCACUUGGCCUCCGCGCAUGGUGGCGGCCAGUUCCUCGUGCUGGUUGCUUCAAGCUCCCUGAUGGAGGGCUGGCGGGACCAGCUGAGUCAACAUACAGCAGGUUUCUCCGAGGCCUUCCAAACAGGCCACUGGCAAGGCUUCACCUGGCAAGGCUUCACCUGGCAAGGCUUCACCUGGCAAGGUUGCUUGCGGGGCCUCCAAGCAGUCUCUGGCAAGGACGACACUGAUGCAGAGGUCCUCUUCGUGAUCUCAACCUAUUCUCGAGAUGAGUGCCUGGCCCUUCAGAACACGGAUACAUUGCAGUGCACGGCGGCUUGGCGCCUGGUCUCACGAUCGCUGUAUGGAGGACAUUUCAUCUCAGGCACCAUGUUUCGAAGGCACUACAGUGACCUUCUGGAUAUGUUGAAGAUGCUGCGAAGCUCCAUCCCAUUACGCGCGGAGUACGUGCAGGCUUACUUUGGCGCCUACCUCAUCAGCUACAUGCGACCGCAGCGGACCUGGCAGACCAAGCUUGUGCCACUUGACAUCCCUGCCGCGGUGCACUCCUCUUACCUGGAGGUGGUGGACGAAUGCCGUGGACGUGGAGCGCAGAACUUUGUCAAAGUGCUCGGUCGAAUGCGGCGAGUGCUAAGCAUCGCUCUACAGAGCGAUGCCCGGCCGCUAGCAGAGGCUAUCUGGCGGACGGCCCAGCAGCUUCGAGCCGAAGGCCGGCGGCCCUUGGUCUUCGCAUCCACGGAGCGGGAGGCAGAUGCCCUGGUUCGCCACUUGGGAUGUGCGCGGCGCUACCGGCGGCGGCACCCUGCACAUUGCCGGGGCUGUGACAUCUGCCGGAACUUCAACAAGUUCGCGCAGCCAGGAUGCGAGAAGCUGCCUCCAGUUGCAGGCUCUGAGACUGGCGAGGAGCUUUUGAUCUUCACCGUGGGCUCGGACUCGGCUGGGCUGAACUUGCAGUCCCUGGGCGACGCCUUGAUCUUGCGACCGGUUCAGAUGGACCAGCUCGUGCAGAUGAUGGGCCGGCUUGAUCGACCUGGACAGACAUCCGAGCGGCUAUGCCGUGCUAUUCUGUACAUGAAGCGGACGCAUGAGGAAGCAGAAGUGGCGCACCUCCAGAAGCAUGCUGCGUUCUGGAGCUUGCACAUUAAGCCUAUCGCUCGCCUCAUCGUCAUGGCCACAGCUGGUCCGGAUGCAGACAGUCCGCAGGAUGUCAGCGAAAGGUAUCAAAAGCUCCUGGAGGCCGAGAAAGAGAAGCCGCAAGCUGCGGCUUCACUGGAUGCCGGAGCUCCGGAGCAUGAGGCAUCCCAGCCGGAUCCUGAAGUUGGGAUGACGCCAGCAGACUUCCGCAAACGAUCCUGGAGCACGUUGCGCCCGUCGGACGCGGCGUCCGCACAAAGCCCAAAGCGCAGCUCGCCCAACAAGCUCGCCUUCCGCCAGGUCCGUGGCGUCUUGCCAGACUUGGCACCACAGCUGAGCACCACCAUCGAUCUCGAGCCGCCCUUGGACCUUGGGCAGCAGUUGCCGCGAGCCAUGACGCGCCAGAGUGUUCAGCUCGGCGUGGGCUACUUGAUUCGGAACGAUGAGAGGUUCAGGCACGUGGUUCAGCUCAUCGGGCCGCCGACCGGCAUCCUCGAGCUGCUGGGGAGGGACAGGCCGGAUCCCUUCACGACUCUGGUUCAAACAGUCUGCCACCAACAGCUGAGUGUGCGAGUCUGCCAGGGCAUGUUUGAGCGGCUGCUCGGGCUUUGUGGCAACCGGGAUACGAAGGUACUGGAGCCAGAGCGAGUGGCUGGCGAGUCGUGUGACAGGAUCCGUGAGGUGGCAAAGCUUUCAUACCGGAAGAUUGAGUACAUUCAGAAGAUUGCUCAGCACUUCCUGGAUGGAACUCUAGGCGUUGAAGUUUUCGAGGAGGCCUCAGAUGAGGAGAUCCGACAGCGGCUCACACAGCUGCCCGGGAUUGGGGACUGGACGCUCGAGAUGUUUCUGAUCUUUCAGCUCCACCGACAUGGAGGAAUCCCAUAUGGCGAUGUUGCCAUACAGAGUGCAAUGAAGAUGAUCUACAACAUUGUGCCUCCAGCCCACAUAACAGCCAAGAAUGAGGUGUCAUGGAUGCCCACCCGGCCACAGAUGGAAAUCUUUGCCAAACGUUGGGGGCCCUUUGGCAGCAUCGCAUCCUUGUACCUUCUGCGCGUGGCGGACAACGUGAAUGCAGUUUUCUUGCCUGACUGA